CGUUAUUUUGCACCGCAGCGCCGGAAACUCAGCAAGACUCGAAGAAGAACAAUAGGAGGUAAAAUCGUGUCAGAGAAGGGCCGAGGCAGAAACUAAGAUUCAAAAUCAAUAAUACACACCUUCACAAUGCUUCCUCUGUCUCUGCUGAAGACUGCCCAGAACCAUCCUAUGCUGGUGGAGCUGAAGAACGGGGAGACGUAUAACGGUCACCUCGUCAGCUGUGACAACUGGAUGAACAUCAACCUGAGAGAGGUCAUCUGCACCUCGAGGGAUGGUGAUAAGUUCUGGAGGAUGCCUGAGUGCUACAUCAGAGGAAGCACCAUCAAGUACCUGCGAAUCCCAGACGAGAUCAUCGAUAUGGUGAAGGAGGAGGUGGUGUCGAAGGGUCGCGGCCGCGGAGGUGCCAUGCAGAAUAAACAGCAGGGCAAAGGAAGGGGAGGAGCUGGCCGAGGUCUGUUUGGUGGUCGUGGUCGUGGAGGACUGAGCGGCCCUGGUCGGGGCCAGCAGCAGCAGCAGCAGCAGCAGCAGCAACAGCAGCCGCAGCAGCAGCAGGAUAAGAAACUAGGCAAACCACAGGGAAUGAAGAACCAGCACUGACAGACGACAUAGCACCUUCAACAGCGCAUCCUCUUAUUCAGAGUCAUUACUCCUUCAGUACAUGAAGACAAAAUAAACUGGUGUUUUCUUCUGCGGAGGUGUUUGUCAGGUCUGACCAUUGCAGAAAUCACACUGGGAGAAGUUGAGAGAAGCUGUGCAUUUGCACUGAAUUUUGUUUUUUAGCAUCUUUAAGUUGGUAUGAAACAUUUUUUAUGACCAUAUACCAGUGUAUCAGUCAGAGCUGAAAGACAUCUUUACUUUUAAUUUGUAACAUGAUUCAUUACAACUUAAUAUUUGACAUCUUAAAUCACAAAUAGUUAUUAUUCCAAAAAUAGCUCUCAAUAAGUUGGUACACUGGAAUGAGGUUUUUGUUUUUAGUUGGUUUUUUUAAAUGGUUUGUCAACUUGUCUCCUCAGUUGUAGUUUUGAUUGGUGAAGAAACUGCCCAGCCCCGACUUCUGUUGCAUCACUUAUUUUCUUUGACAACUUGCUCUUUAAAGUUGUGGUUUGUGCCGUACUGUUGUUGUUUGCAACAUUUUUGUUUGGCUGCCGAUCAUAGCAGGUGAACAGUUGACCGGCUUUCGCCGGAUGAGGAUUCAGUCAGAAAAAAUUAACACUUCUGUUAAAGCAUUUGUUAGACGACACAUAAAUGAUUGGAAGAAAAAAAAAGUUUCUCAUGUUCAUAAUUCUGAUGUGGAUGAAUCCAACAUGUGUCAAGUUGGUUGGAUAUCAUUUUAUUUUUCUAACAAAUAACAUUGUUGUAAUUUAUUUACAUGAAAACAUGAGAAUAAAACAACUUUUGUUAAA
This is a messenger RNA of Scophthalmus maximus (turbot), 1403 nucleotides long. RefSeq names its product LSM4 homolog, U6 small nuclear RNA and mRNA degradation associated (gene lsm4). The transcript has 5 exons. Gene Ontology annotation, cellular component: spliceosomal tri-snRNP complex; P-body; U6 snRNP. The coding region runs from base 127 to 597 and encodes 156 amino acids. NCBI's taxonomy places the organism in Eukaryota, Metazoa, Chordata, Actinopteri, Pleuronectiformes, Scophthalmidae. Gene Ontology annotation, biological process: nuclear-transcribed mRNA catabolic process; spliceosomal snRNP assembly; mRNA splicing, via spliceosome. Gene Ontology annotation, molecular function: U6 snRNA binding. The record is from RefSeq and is a predicted model, not a curated record.